Chaetura pelagica (chimney swift) is the source of this 1320-nucleotide messenger RNA. It is a transcript of the gene SLC39A14, whose product is annotated as solute carrier family 39 (zinc transporter), member 14. Lineage: Eukaryota; Metazoa; Chordata; Aves; Apodiformes; Apodidae. The transcript is spliced from 9 exons. Gene Ontology annotation, cellular component: membrane. Gene Ontology annotation, biological process: zinc ion import across plasma membrane; intracellular zinc ion homeostasis. Gene Ontology annotation, molecular function: zinc ion transmembrane transporter activity. The record is from RefSeq and is a predicted model, not a curated record. Bases 1 to 1320 code for a protein of 439 amino acids.
AUGGAGAAACCCCAGGGCAGGGAUGUCCCGCUGGGAGCCGCGCUCUCCGCAGGCUCCUUCCUGCAGGACCUGCUGCAGAGGUACGGGGAGAGCCAGACCCUCAGCCUGAGGCAGUGUUUCAGCUCCUCCGAGCUUUUCUCCAUCCACAACCUGAGCGAGGGCUCUGCCCUGGGGCACAGGGAGUUCCAGGAGUUCUGCCCCACCAUCCUGCAGCAGCUGGAAUCCCGGGCCUGUGCCUCUGAGAACCUGGAAAACGAGGAAAAUGAGCAGACAGAAGAGACCAGACCCAGCUCAGCUGAAGUCUGGGGUUACGGUUUCCUCUGCGUGACCCUCAUCUCCCUCUGCUCGCUGGUGGGAGCCAGCGUGGUGCCCUUCAUGAAGAAGACCUUUUACAAGAGGCUGCUCCUCUACUUCAUAGCUCUGGCGAUUGGAACUCUCUACUCCAACGCCCUCUUCCAGCUCAUUCCCGAGGCCUUUGGGUUCAACCCUCAAGAGGAUUAUUAUGUUUCCAAAUCAGCCGUGGUGUUCGGGGGUUUCUACCUCUUCUUCUUCACAGAGAAGGUCUUGAAGAUGCUCCUGAAGCAGAAGGACCAGCACCACCAUGGGCACAGCCACUAUGGGCCUGAGGCUCUGCCAUCCAAGAAGGACCAGGAGGAGGGGGUGACUGAGAAGCUGCAGAACGGGGACCUGGACCACAUGAUCCCCCACAUCACCAACGAGCUGGAGUGCAAGACCCCCUCUGGGGUUGAGAAGGUUGUGGUGGGCUCCCUCUCUGUCCAGGACCUGCAGGCCUCCCAGAGUGCCUGUUACUGGCUGAAGGAGGUGAGGUACUCUGACAUUGGCACCCUGGCCUGGAUGAUCACCCUGAGUGAUGGGCUCCACAACUUCAUCGACGGGUUGGCCAUCGGGGCCUCCUUCACUGUCUCUGUCUUCCAAGGGAUCAGCACCUCUGUGGCCAUCCUCUGUGAGGAGUUCCCACACGAGCUGGGGGACUUUGUCAUCCUGCGGAAUGCUGGGAUGACCAUCCGCCAGGCUCUCUUCUUCAACUUCAUCUCUGCCUGCUGCUGCUACGUGGGCUUGGCCUUCGGCAUCGUGGCCGGCAGCCACUUCUCUGCCAACUGGAUCUUUGCUCUGGCUGGAGGGAUGUUCCUCUACAUUGCUCUGGCUGACAUGUUCCCCGAGAUGAACGAGGUGAGCCGGGAGGACGAGCAGACGGGCAGUGCCCUCAUCACCUUCGCCAUCCAGAACGCGGGGCUGCUGACGGGCUUCACCAUCAUGGUGCUGCUCACCAUGUACUCUGGGCAGAUCCAGAUUGGGUAG